AUGAAGGCGGAGGGGGGCGACGCCUCCAUGAUCAACCUGUCGGUGCAGCAGGUCCUGAGCCUCUGGGCCCACGGGACGGUGCUGAGGAACCUCACGGAGAUGUGGUACUGGGUCUUCCUCUGGGCCCUCUUCUCCUCUCUGUUCGUCCAUGGUGCUGCCGGAGUGCUGAUGUUUGUGAUGCUGCAGAGGCAUCGGCAAGGGAGAGUCAUCUCCGUCAUCGCCGUCAGCAUCGGGUUUCUGGCUUCCGUGACUGGAGCGAUGAUCACUAGUGCAGCCGUGGCCGGCAUUUACCGAGUGGCCGGGAAGAACAUGGCCCCCUUGGAAGCCCUGGUGUGGGGCGCUGGACAGACAGUACUGACGCUCAUCAUCUCCUUCUCAAGGAUCCUCGCCACACUCUGAGGUUUCUGUGAGAAUGUCUUUACUUCACAUAAGGAAACAGACAUACAGAUUCUCUGAAAACGGCGUCGUUAGCGAGUGGGCGUGAGAUCGUACAAGGACGUGGAAGGAGCAGGUCGAAACCCAAGGCCUUGCGCCGUGUGGGAAGAUCGCCCUCUGGUGUUCAAUGAUUGCACUACCGCACCGCACCUUACGUGCCUCCGUCCCGGGCAAGGCGCACCGCUGCGUGAAGCUACAAGAAAAAGCACCUUGUUUAGCUGCCAAUCAGGUUAACACUGGUGUUGAAUCAUCAUUCUUAACAGUGUUGUGUUAAGUUACAGGGACGUUUUGAAGAAUUGAUACAUGUGCCAAACUUUUUUUUUUUAACAUUGAUCAUGUGAAAUUUGCAAGUGUAGCUGUAGAUGAGUGCUGUGAACAUAUUUGACAUGAAUUCAGGUGAUGUAGUGAGAAAUUUUGUUUUGUAAUGCUAAAUCCUGUAUGAGUGCUGAAUAUCAAAUCAUUUAUGAGACAAAUUACCUGAUUUUUAAUGUUGAACGUUUCUGGAAUUUAGGGCUUUCAUAUAAACUAGGUAUUUAUUGUUAUUUACUUUACAUGGAAAAUAAUACUGAAUGGAAAACUGCUAGACUCUUUCAAGGAUUCAAAGUAGAUCUGUAGGGUGCAUCCUUUUCACUCACUCAAAUAACACUCUUUAAUAGUUUCCCUCAUACAUAAACAUUCUGUUGCUAUGAAUUUAAAAACUUUUCUGGUCACACAUAUUGAUUGUAGUUUGUGUGUCAUGAAAAUUUAAUUUGAAAAUUUUCUUAUAAAUUUUGUAAGAAAACUCUGAAAUGCACAUCCUAUUCUUGAUCCUUCUGAAGAAAGUUUCUGCCAUGUAUCUCAUGGAGAAAACAUCUUUACAACUAGUAUCUCAGUGGGAUUAUAUUACUUACUGCAUAUAUCUUGAUUUUUGACAAAACGUAAGCAGUCUUUCAUCCUGGAGUAUCAAAUAUAUAUAAAGAGUGGCCUAAAUUAGGCUGUGAAAACAAGAAGCAUCACUUGUAAGGAA
Molecule: messenger RNA, 1441 nt
Organism: Budorcas taxicolor (takin)
Lineage: Eukaryota; Metazoa; Chordata; Mammalia; Artiodactyla; Bovidae
Gene: TMEM170B
Product: transmembrane protein 170B
Exons: 3
Coding region: 1-399 (132 amino acids)
Biological process (GO): negative regulation of canonical Wnt signaling pathway
Cellular component (GO): plasma membrane
Source: RefSeq, a predicted model, not a curated record